Molecule: messenger RNA, 2225 nt
Organism: Anopheles gambiae (African malaria mosquito)
Lineage: Eukaryota; Metazoa; Arthropoda; Insecta; Diptera; Culicidae
Gene: Syx13
Product: syntaxin-12
Exons: 5
Coding region: 685-1551 (288 amino acids)
Biological process (GO): vesicle fusion; intracellular protein transport; vesicle-mediated transport
Cellular component (GO): SNARE complex; membrane; endomembrane system
Molecular function (GO): SNARE binding; SNAP receptor activity
Source: RefSeq, a predicted model, not a curated record
AGCGCUGUCAACGAGCUGACCUCGAGCAGGGGCUGCAGUUUCCUUUAUUUUGCGUAGUUCGUCAGCCGACCAAACACAAGCAGAGCGACAGUUUUCUUGUGCUUUGUGCUUGCACUCCGUUUUCGCUGUUGGUGUUCCUGGCCACAGUUCCUCUGGAAAGGCAGAAAAGGGCAGGAGCGCGCCUCUGUUGGACACCGUUCGUCCAAGUAGAGGACGCAACCGCACGCACACCCGACGGGAGUGAGGCCUGUGUGUGCGCUCGUUUGCUGCUUUUUGAUAAGCAUCAUAAUCCAUCCGUGCACGGGAAGAGAGAGCAUUAGUCACCAGCGGCCAGCGGCGCAUCUGUGUGUUCGUUUCCGUCCGAUGAGGAUGGAAUGUGUCGCCGUGGAACGCGCGUGUUAUCUCUCACUUUAACCCAAUCUGUUCUUCACUUUCGAUUCUGCUCUCGCCUUCAACACACGCACGCACUCUGCCGGACGCAUACGGACGCACGGGAGAAGGUGGAGCAGGAACAGGCAGCCUUACGUACGGUGCCGGAAGAAUCGUCCCCCCAGGUUUCAGUGCGCUUUUUGAGAGCGUGGUGCUGGUGGUCUAGCUAGCAACUCACUGCAGAAAGUUCCCCUCUUUUCUUCAUCGAAACACAGUGCACCGGGAGUGUCCCCGGAGACAGCCAGCAAGUCAGCCAUGUCAAGGGAAGGUCUCGGACUGCCACGAGGAAUCGGUCAACGAGAUUACGGUGCGAUGAGCAGUACGGCGUCGGCGGCAGCGACCGGCAGCGGCUCGGACGGGAACUUUGGCGGGUUCAGCCCGACCGAGUUCAUCUCGCUGAGCGAAUCGAUUGCGGCGAACACGAUCUUCGUGAAGCAGAGCUGGCAGUUUCUGGAGAAGGCUAACCGGACGAUCGGCACGGCCAAGGACAAUCAGUCGCUGCGGGAUAAGAUCAAUGACAUUCAAACGGGCACGAAUCAGCGGAUAGGCACCACCACCAAGGACCUGCAGCGGUUGACGGUGGUCGUGCGGGGCGGCGACAAGCAGCAGAAGCUCCAGGUCGAGAAGCUCACCUCCGACUUCAAGCAGGUGGUGGAGUUUUACUCCAAAAGCCAGCAGAGUAUAGCGGCCAAGAUGAAGCAGGUGUUCCUGGUGAACGCUUCCCAGGCGGACGAUCUGGCGAACGACGCCGGCAUACCGGGCACGGCCGAACAGCAGCAGGAGCUGCAGCGGCAGCGGCAGCUGCAACAGAGCCUCCAGUUCGAGCAGGACAUGCUGCUCGAGCGGGAGCAGCGCUUCCGGGAGAUUGAGGCGAACGUGCUGGACGUGAACCAUAUCAUGAAGGAGCUAAGCAACAUCACCUCCCAGCAGAGCGAAGUGAUUGACACAAUCGAAAACUCAAUCGGCCGAACGGUGGACAACGUGGAGAGCGGUGCGGAGGAGCUGGUCAAGGCGGCCGAGUACCAGAACCGGUACCGGCGCAAGGUGCUGAUCCUGCUGAUCGUCGCUGUGAUAUUGGGUCUCGUGGUGACCGGCAUUAUUGUGUCGAAGCUGAAAAGCUAAGAAUGCUGCAAAACGCUUUCCUUUUUAGUUUGUUUUGUUUGUUUGGGAGGGAUAUUGUGGGAUUUCGUAACGGGGGCUCGUCCUCCGGGCUACCCGAGGAUAUUAUGGUCGAGCGAUGGCGUAUCCUUUUUCUUUGUUUGUUUUGACAUAUCUUUUAAUGUGUAUUUCUCGCGUGCGACGUUGUGUUUAUUCAGUUUUGAAAGUUAACUUAUAAAGAGAAGAAAAAAGGUCGUCGCAACAGGUUAGAGGCAGAAGUAUACCGCGUUAGCGAAUCACGUAGCAAACACAAAUACACACACACAUUAUUAAUGCUGUCUACUACCGGCAGUAUGUGGCUUAAAGGAGGAACUUUUAGGUAGGCCUGUUGGUUGGUUUCGAUGCGUAAGACAUACAUGUAAUCAUCUCCCUUUUAGUAAUGCUGUCUAGAAUCCGGUACGCUGCUCGAAUCUCGCCCGCGGUCCACGGCACUGCACACGAGCGUUUGCUAUUUGGACGUGCUUUUAUCGUGUAUCGUGCAUGAUAUCGAUAUUUAUCCGUUUAUCUUAUUCAAUCUAAUCGAACCGUGUCGGUAAAGGGAGCAGUGUGAAGGGAGGAGUCGAAUAACGUACACCUUUUAUGCGCUAAUGUACGGAAGCGUAGUAGAGAAAUAAACCUUCCUACCUUACCUUAUCUUA